This is a messenger RNA of Prunus armeniaca (apricot), 780 nucleotides long. The record is from the annotation of a GenBank genome assembly. NCBI's taxonomy places the organism in Eukaryota, Viridiplantae, Streptophyta, Magnoliopsida, Rosales, Rosaceae.
AUGGAGACCCCGAGCCCCAAGCACACGUGCUUAAAGCUCCGACUCAAAGAAGCUCAACAACCCAUCUACGUGAAGGGCACGUGGUUCGAGUCCCGCUUCGACCUCUCCAUCACCGACGGCCUCAACGCUUGGAUCUGCCACGCGUCGGAAGAACAAGUGAGAGACCGAGCGGCUCAGUGGGAUCAGCCGGUCUCGGAGUACGUGGCAUUGGCCGAGCACUACCUAGGGUUUCAGCACCCAGACUCCGCCUACGGCUUCGCCGAUGCCGGCGACGGCCACAAAAGAUUGUCAUGGACUUUUGAGAAGGAAGGGACCAAGCUAGAAUGGCGGUGGAAAUGUCAGCCAUCGCCUAAUAGUAAGCAAACCACAGCAGCAAUAUUGGAUUUUCUCAUGGAUGCAAAUGUUGGGCUAAGUGAAGAAGUUGUGAGAAAAACUCAAUCAUUUGAGAGAUUGAAAGUGGAAGCUGAGAAGUGUCUAGCACAGAGUGAGAAGCUUACCAAUGAGAAGAUAGAAUUUGAAUCCGCUAUUUAUGCAAAGUUUCUUGGGGUCUUGAAUUCAAAAAAAGCUAAACUAAGAGAGCUUCGAGAUAAGAUUUCAAAACAAGAGAUUGCUGGAAAACUGCCAGAAGAAGAGGAAGCGAGUUCAGACCAAACUGAACCUUUUGUCAGCGGUGAUGAGAAAAGUGAGGAUGAAUCUUUGAAAGAUCUUCCAGUUACCUCCAAGGAUGUUCCGAGGACUAGGUCUCGAGGUCGGGGUCGAAAGAGGGCAGCGGACAAUUAG